Racocetra persica is the source of this 141-nucleotide messenger RNA. The record is from the annotation of a GenBank genome assembly. Lineage: Eukaryota; Fungi; Glomeromycota; Glomeromycetes; Diversisporales; Gigasporaceae.
AUCUGCAUGCAGAUCUUAAGGCAGCUAAGAAUGCUACUUUUUAUAAUAGCUCUAGAAUCAAUAUGAAGUCAUUAGAAUCUAAACUAAUUAUAAAAUCUAGUGAAGGUAGAAUAUCUACAGCUUCAUCUGGUAAAGAAAGAG